Molecule: messenger RNA, 591 nt
Organism: Trichomonas vaginalis G3
Lineage: Eukaryota; Parabasalia; Trichomonadida; Trichomonadidae
Product: DNA/RNA polymerases family
Exons: 1
Coding region: 1-591 (196 amino acids)
Source: RefSeq, a predicted model, not a curated record
AUGAGGUUCGUCCAAUAUAUCCCGACUGGAAUUCCAAACGAAGACGGUGAGUUCCCAGGAAGGAACUAUACAGUUGGAAAAGUCAUACAACAACUGUAUGAUAUUAGGAAAGCUUCAAACCCCAAACUUGCAAUGACACUCAAAUUGCUUAUGAAUUCGACAUGGGGAUAUUCCAUUAAGAAACCUCAAAAGAUGAAGAGUAAACACUAUGAGAAGGUCGACAACUUUGUUGAAAGGUUCUCCCCUUUUGUUUUGAAAUACGAAUUUACUCAAGGUCAAGGUGGCUUAGUAACCACAGUAAAACCUAUUGUCGAACAUUGGUCUUACCCUCAGUUCGCAAAGGCAGUCCUUGACAACUACAACAAAUUCUUCUCCGAAGUUAAAUCCAAAGUGAAGGUUUACUAUGAGAACAUCGAUGCGCUCAUGACGAACGAAGAAGGCUAUAACAAACUCAUUGAAAUGGGAAUGGUCGGUGAAAAGAUGGGUCAAUUCAAAUUGGACAAAAUUUUCACCGAAGUUCAUGUCCUCUCCAAGCGUAAGUACUGGGGCAUACUUGAAGACGGCACAGAAAUAAAACAUUGCAUGAAAUAA